GUAAUUUUUACACGUCACGGAACGGACGUCAUAAAAAAGUUUGUGUAUAAUAUUCAGAUUUUAGAAAUUAAUUUAAAAGCUGUUCAUGUAUACAUAAUAUGUAAAAAAAGCAUAGCCAUUAGCCAUACUGUGGGGGCCCAAUUAUCUGAACAUCGCCGUACUGAGGGGGAUCUAACAUAGUCUUAUUGAGGGUCCGAACUAUCAAUAUCAUACUGUUAUUGAGAUUAAAGUUUUACCAUUGCCAUUGUCACUAUAUAAAUAACAUCAGCUCUUAACUGCUGCUGAAUUUAAACAGUAUAGUUGGAGGCCAUCUCUAAUCUAGACUUAACAAAAACAACACCGAAAAUGCAGUGCUGCGUGCCGUUCUGUGCAAAUACUUCAGACAAUGCGUCAACAUCUGAGGGAACGAGAAUCACCUUUCACAGGUUACCCAGUGAAGAAAAUCUCCGUGCUGCUUGGCUCAGAGCCCUCGGCAUACAAGACCAUCACCUGGCCGACCCUGCCGUGGUCUGCUCACUGCAUUUUAUACAUGAAGACUUUUAUACAACAAAGAGUUGUGUAAGGCAGAUUCGCUCUGAUGCCAUCCCUUCAACAGUGCAGAUGUGCAUGAUAUGCCUGGACUCUGACAGCAAGCUGUUUCUAAUGAGUAAACACAAGUUGGAGGAGGCAUAUCAACAGCUGACUGGACUGUCUUUGUUUCAGCUGUGUCGUGGAACAAACCUGAAGCAAACGCUCUGUGUGCUGUGUGCUCAGAGAUUGAUUAACUUCAGCAGAUUUAGAGACUUGUGCUUGAGAGCCAAUUCACUGAUGACAGACUUACUUGAACAAGAUGAAUUUAUUACUAUACAACAUAAGGAAUUGAUGAACUGUGCAACAAAACAUCUGCGGUGUAACUUAACGCGGACAACAUUAGGACCUGACUGCUGUGACUUGUACAUAGAUCACACUGAUGAAGAGGAACAGACAGCAGCAGAGGAAUCUGUAGUGGGAGAUGGUGCUACACUUGUGCUGAAGCGUGAAGACAGAUCUGACUCCAUGUCAAAUGCUCAUAACUCAGAAUUGGUACAUGAAGAUGACAAUCAGAGAGACAGUUCCAGCUAUGACUGUGUAACUAAAAAUGAAUACUUUGACGUGAGCAUAAAGUUGGAACCAAUACCAGUGGAUGAAGAUAUUUGUGAAGCUUCAGCUUCCUGCUCUACAGUCACAGAACACAUGGCUGAGACAGAGAGUAGAGUAGUUUUCAUAAAGAGCGAAAGUACAGUCUUUGGGUGUACAUUAUGUUAUGAAGACUUUGUGCAAGAAGAUGCAUACAAGGAACAUAUGAUCAUGCAUCUCCAGAACACUGCAUGUGAUGCAUCACAAGUGUGCGAGCCUCGUGCAGCUGUGAACCGCAGCUGUGACUUGCUCGUGCUGCAGAACAAGACAGGAAGUCAGAGGCUGAAUGAUGCCCCUCCCCCGGCUGCAGGCUGCGUUCAGGCGACAGUCGCUCCACUGUCCGCGAGACUUGCGACAAAUAACAUCAAAGUCGAGACGACUGAAGAAGCAGCUACGACCUGGAAAAGCGAACAAAUCCUUGAGACUAACAUUGGUGAACUGGACAACCAGUUGUCUCAAGGCAACACCAACACAUUGUGUAUGUAUGACAUAAAUAGAUUCACAAAUUGUGUAGUACAGUCAUGUGGUAUUUCAAAGAAACCCAAGAAAACUGUACUUGCUGAGAAUCCACGCGUGAAAACUCACACUGGUGCGAAGCCUUACUCUUGUGAGACAUGCAAUUAUAAAACUGCAGAUGAAAACAAGUUAUUAAGACAUAAAAGAACCCACACUGGCGAAAAGCCUUAUUCAUGUGAGUCGUGCAGUUAUAAAACUACAAGGAAAAGUCAUUUGUUAAUACACGAAAGAACCCACACUGGUGAAAAGCCUUAUUCUUGUGAUAUAUGCAAUUAUACAACUUCAGAAAAAGGUAAGUUAUUAAGACACAAUAACACUCACACUGGCGAAAAGCCUUUUUCUUGUAAGCUAUGCAAUUAUAAAUGUGCACUUAAACAUAAUUUAUUAAGUCACAUGAAAACGCACACUGGCGAAAAGCCUUUUUCUUGUGAGACAUGCAAUUAUAAAACUGCAAGCAAAAGUUAUUUAUUAAUACAUGAAAGAACCCACACUGGUGAAAAGCCUUAUUCUUGUGAUAUAUGCAAUUAUAAAACUGCAAAAAAAGAUAGUUUAAUAAGUCACAUGAAAACGCACACUGGCAAUAAGCCAUACUCUUGUAAAAUAUGUAAUUAUAAAUGUGCACAUAAACAUAGUUUAUUAUAUCACAUGAAAAUGCACACUGGCGAAAAGCCUUUUUCUUGUGAAACAUGCAAUUAUAAAACUGCGUCGAAAGGCAAUUUAUUAAUACACAAAAAGACCCACACAGGUGAAAAGCCUUAUUCUUGUGAAUUGUGUGAUUAUAAAACCGCAGAAAAAAGCAAGUUAUCAUUACACCAAAGAACCCACACUGGCGAAAAGCCUUUUUCUUGUGAGUUAUGCGAUCAUAAAUGUGCACAUAAACAAAACUUAUUAAAUCACAUAAAAACGCACACUGGUGAAAAGCCUUUUUCUUGUGAGACAUGCGAUUAUAAAACUGCAUCGAAAAAUUAUUUAUUAAUGCACAAAAGAACCCACACUGGCGAAAAGCCUUAUUCUUGUUUGACAUGCAAUUAUAAAACGUCAAGGAAAAGUUAUUUAUCAAAACAUGAAAGAACCCACACCGGUGAAAAGCCUUAUCCUUGUGACAUGUGCAAUUACAAAACUGUGAGAAAAGAAAAUUUAAUACGUCACAUAAAAACGCACACUGGCGAAAUGCCUUGAGACGUACAAUUAAAAAACCGCAGAAAAAGCAAAUUAUUAAUACACAUAAGAACCCACACUGAUGAAAAGCCUUUCUCGAGGAGAGAAGCAAUGCUGUGAAUGAUAAUGAUGCCAUACAAAUAUUGAAUAUCUCAGCUAAACACCUCCUACUGGUUGUUUAAUCAUUAACAAGAGAACACUUGACUGCUUCAGCACUUAACAAGUAACAAUGCAGUCACAAGUAAAGUGUCAAGCGGCGCGCACACUUGGGAGACGCACAUUAUAUUUAGGAAAACUACCAUCUUGAGUUCAAAGCACACUGAAGUACUACACGGGCACAUAUAUACAGUAUUUUGACAGGAAGCUAUUUCUGUUACAUUUCUGAGGCUGGCUGAGGCAGGUAUUUGUAUCACUGUAUGUAUUGUCACCAGCAGGCCUGAGAUGUAACAAGAGAUAGCUAUCAUUUUGUUGUUGAUUAUUUCUUACUAUGUUUAACAAAUUCUUUGAUGAAUUAAAAAGUAUUUUUUUA
Molecule: messenger RNA, 3358 nt
Organism: Bicyclus anynana (squinting bush brown)
Lineage: Eukaryota; Metazoa; Arthropoda; Insecta; Lepidoptera; Nymphalidae
Product: zinc finger protein 271-like
Exons: 8
Coding region: 346-2850 (834 amino acids)
Biological process (GO): regulation of transcription by RNA polymerase II
Cellular component (GO): chromosome; nucleus
Molecular function (GO): chromatin insulator sequence binding; zinc ion binding; RNA polymerase II cis-regulatory region sequence-specific DNA binding
Source: RefSeq, a predicted model, not a curated record